AUGUCAAAUACUUUCACAACAAAAAAUUUAGAUUUAGAUGAUCCAAAUCAUCCAAAAGAUUUAAAAGCACCAUAUUUAAAACUUUAUUCAUUAGAAACUCCAAAUGGUCAAAAAGCUACAAUUUAUUUAGAAUUAUUAAAAUUAAAUUAUCAUUUAACAAGAUUAGAUAUUAGAACCAACGUUCAAAAAGAACCUUGGUUUAUUGCUCUCAAUCCAAAUGGUCGUAUUCCAACUUUAAGUGAUGUUGAUUCCAAUGGUAAUCAAACUAAAAUUUCUGAAACUGGUGCAAUUUUAUUAUAUUUAGGUGAAAAAUAUGAUACUGAACGUAAAUAUUAUUAUGGAAUUGAUGAUCCAUUAUAUUGGGAUCAAAUCCAAUGGUUAACUUUCCAAAUUGCUUCACAUGCUCCAUAUCAUGGACAAGCUCAUCAUUUUAUUAAAUAUGCACCAGAAGAUAUUCCAUAUGGUAAAAAAAGAUACUUGGAUGAAACUGAACGUGUUUUUGGAGUUUAUGAAAUUAGAUUAAAAGAAAAUAAUGGUUGGUUAGUUGGUGAUCAUUUAAAUAUUGCUGAUAUUGCUGCAUUUUCAUGGAUUAAUAUUUAUAAUUAUAUUGAUAUUGAUAUUAAUAAAUGGCCUUCAAUUAAAGCUUGGUUGGAAAAAAUUAGAGAAAUUCCUGGUGUUCAAGAAGGUUUAAAUGUUAAAGAACAUGAAUUUAAACAUUAA
This is a messenger RNA of Hansenula ciferrii, 720 nucleotides long. RefSeq names its product glutathione S-transferase family protein. The coding region runs from base 1 to 720 and encodes 239 amino acids. The transcript has a single exon. NCBI's taxonomy places the organism in Eukaryota, Fungi, Ascomycota, Saccharomycetes, Phaffomycetales, Wickerhamomycetaceae. The record is from RefSeq and is a predicted model, not a curated record.